Molecule: messenger RNA, 736 nt
Organism: Diversispora eburnea
Lineage: Eukaryota; Fungi; Glomeromycota; Glomeromycetes; Diversisporales; Diversisporaceae
Source: the annotation of a GenBank genome assembly
AUGGCAAUUACACAAUUCAAAAUUGAUUUGCUUGAAGAACAGAAUUCCAAGCUUGUGGCUGAGAUUACUGAACUUAAAAGGGAGAAGACUGAAUUCUUAGUUAAGGAAGCAGGGUUUAUAGCUAGAAUAAUGGAAUUAGAACAAAAUACUGAAAAAGCGAAAUUAAGAGAUACCGAGCUCAAUACUAGAAUUAUAGAACUAGAACGGUCAAGUGAAAAACGAUUUGCAAAAUUGAAACAGAAUCAAAACAAUACCACAGUUAAGUUAGAAAAUGAUGAUAAUUCUUCUGAGAAAGAUAUUAAUGUGCCUAAUUCUGUAAUAGACAAGUACAUCGACCAUGCCCGCUCUGCUGAUACUAACUCCAGAUCAUUAGGUGGUGACCCUGCAUCUGAUAUAACUGAUGACACUUCAAAUUCUGAUGUAUGUCAGGAGAUGAAUACUCAACCGAAAGCCUUGAUUAUAUUAGCAGAGAUUGUUCAGCCAAGAUGCACCACAUCACCAAUUCGCACAGAGACUAAAUCAUCAGAAGAUAAAGAGAUCGAUGAAUUCUUGAAUUCAAAGUAUAAGGAAAGAGUUAAAAAACAAGACUCUUUAGGAGAAUUAGAAAAGUUGAUAUCACCUCCAUUAUCAUGUAAUAUGAAAACUGUGAACACUGUUUACAAUCAAGAAAAGACUUCACCAAAAGAAUCCAUACAAAAUAUAUCUGAAAAAUCUAUUAGGGAUUUAGUGGAAGCUG